Messenger RNA from Didymodactylos carnosus, 927 nucleotides. Lineage: Eukaryota; Metazoa; Rotifera; Eurotatoria; Philodinida; Philodinidae. The record is from the annotation of a GenBank genome assembly.
AUGUCAACAAGUGUUUUUAUUGUUGGUGUCAAUGGUUAUAUUGGAUUUGGUGUUGCUAAAGCUUAUCGUCGUUCUGGCUACAAAGUCUAUGGUUUGAUACGUAAUGAAAAAUUUGAGCGGGAAUUAGUAAAAGAAGAAAUAAUACCAAUUGUCGCUAACAUAGAUGAUAUCAAUUCUUAUAAAGAAGAAUUAUUAAAAUGUUCAAUUAUUAUCGAUGCAAUAGGAUGGAAUAAAGAUUCGUCGGAUAAAUUUUUACAAUUUGUUUUGGAUGCUGGUCAGGAACGAGUAAAAAACGGACAACAAUAUAAGCCACUUUACAUUUUUACAACAGGAAUAAUGACCUAUGGAGUAGUGGGUGAUCGACCAAUUGAUGAAACAAUUAAACCACAACCAGGAACAACGAUCAUGAAAAAUAAAGAAAAUUUUGAAAAUAAAGUAUUAUCAAAUGAUAAAUAUAUUUAUCCAGUUGUUGUUCGUCCUGGAUGGGUUUAUGGUGGUACUGGUGGUGCUGUUGCUGAUUGGAUUUAUAACGAGAAAGAUGAAAUUAUUUUAUGGGGACGUAAAGAUAAACGUUGGAGUUGGGUUCAUGUAGAUGAUCUAGGUGAUGGUUAUGUUCUAAUUGGUCGAACAAAUCCAAAUAUUGUACGAAAUCAAGUAUUUAAUUUAGCUGCACCAAAUGACAAUCCAACAUUUGAAGAAGUUCGAUUGAAAAUGGCUAAAGUUAACGGGUGGACAAGUGAUAAAAUUAAAUAUCAUGAAAUUAAUGAUGAAACGGAAGAGGAUCUUCGAAGUUGGGACUCGGAUUCAAUAAUAAAUCCAGCAAAAGCAAUGGAUCAACUCGGUUGGAGACCACGACACAUUGGUUAUCUUCAUGAAAUUUUAUUAUAUUAUAAAUCAUGGGAAGCUCAUAAACAACAAUCGAAAUAA